AUGGGAAUGAUGGUUUUUGUGAUGAUCCUAAUUUUGAGUAAUCAAAUAGAGAUUUCACAUGGGCAGCUCAAAGUUGGUUUCUAUGACAAAAAAUGCCCAAAUGUUGAAUCCAUUGUGAGUGGUGUUGUCAAUAAAGUUGCUACCUCCAACAAAAAUAUAGCUCCUGUCUUGCUUAGACGUCAUUUCCAUGACUGCUUUGUUCAGGGGUGUGAUGCAUCAAUUCUUAUAGAAAACGGACCUAAUGCUGAAAGGCAUGCAUUUGGUCAUCAAGGUGUUGGAGGAUUUGAAGUGAUUGAGAAAGCAAAAGCAGAGGUUGAGGCUGUUUGUCCUCAACUUGUUUCUUGUGCAGAUAUUGUUGCUAUUGCUGCUAGGGAUGCUAUACUCUUGGUAAAUGGGCCUUUCUAUAAUGUGGAAAUAGGAAGGAGAGAUGGGUUGGUUUCAAAUGUAUCUUUAGCUGAUAAUAUGCCAGACGUUGAUGAUUCCAUUCAACAACUCAAAGAUAAGUUCUUCCAGAAAGGCCUCUCUCACAAAGACCUUGUGCUCCUCACUGCUGCACAUACAAUUGGUACCACUGCAUGCUUUUUCAUGACCAAAAGGCUCUACAACUUCUCUCCCAACAGAGGUUCUGAUCCAUCCAUAAAUCCUAAAUUUCUUCCAGAGUUGAAGUCCACUUGCCCCCAAAACGGAGAUGUUAAUGUCAGGUUACCGAUGGACAGAGGCAGUGGUGAGACAUUCGACAGUCAAAUUCUGCAGAAUAUUAGAAGUGGCUUUGCUGUACUACAAUCUGAUGCAAAUUUAUAUAACGAUGAGACAACGAGGAGAGUUGUAGAUUCUUACUUUGGAUUUCUUAGCCCAUUUUUCGGGACACCAUUCGAGGCUGAUUUUGCCAAUGCAAUGGUGAAAAUGGGCAGAAUUGGAGUACUUACUGGUUCUCAAGGGACUAUUAGACGUGUUUGUUCUGCUUUUUAA
Messenger RNA from Solanum tuberosum (potato), 969 nucleotides. Its product is annotated as peroxidase 43-like. The coding region runs from base 1 to 969 and encodes 322 amino acids. Lineage: Eukaryota; Viridiplantae; Streptophyta; Magnoliopsida; Solanales; Solanaceae. Gene Ontology annotation, biological process: hydrogen peroxide catabolic process; response to oxidative stress. Gene Ontology annotation, molecular function: peroxidase activity; heme binding. The record is from RefSeq and is a predicted model, not a curated record. The transcript has 4 exons.